UACAAACUUUUUAUCGUACUUGAGUAGUAUGAGUCGGUCGGAAUAAUCCAUCACUUACCCAUGUUACAUUUCGGCCUUACAAACUCUUUCUAGAAAUACMCGAUGAUUGAAAUUGAAAAUUAGGAAGUAAAAGAGUUAGUUAUGCUUAAUGUUUGCCAUGUUAAUUACAUACCAGUGCGAAAGAAAAGCUGAGUGUUAAUUGUUUCAUUAUUCCUCUAAGAGGCUUAUGGAGAAUGUAUCCGGUGUAUUCUCCUUUGAAGAUCUUCCGCCUAAAAUUAUCGCCAUCCUGAGUUAAACACGGCAAAAGCUUUUCGGUAAGAAAAAUUUAGAAAAUAAGAUGAUGGGACUUUGAUGAGGCGAAAUUUUGSUUGAAAUAAACCUUUUAGCAGAAAUUUGUUUAUAGCCUUUUUCAGGGAUAAUCCAAACGAGAAAAUUAAUGGGGAGACGGCGCGGAAACUCCUUGAAAAAAUCUAACAUGUUGUAAUUGACCUCCAAAAACAUAGGUACAAGAAUAAGUAAAAUACGAAUCAUGGUUAAGGAGGAAAAAAAAACAAAGAAAAAAAAAAGAGCGAGUAAAAGUAAAGAAAAGAAAUUUGACUAGAUAAAUAUAGAACGCUGUUUUCUGUCAGUUAAGGAGUGAAUAUCAGCCAUUAAAUACCCAAAGUGAUUUUGGUCGCCCAUUCUCAAAAUACUCCAUAAGAGUGGUUCUUUCAUUGAUAACAGGUAAAACUGAUAGAUUACUUGCUGCAUGUAUAUCAAUAUACAGCAUUUUUGUUAUUUGAAGAAAGUCUGGUCACUAGCUAUAAAUAUAGAAGGAUGUACAUGACAUAUGACAUCGAUGAUAAUAUUUAUCAUAUAACUAUCAUCUAUGAAAUWCCAGUAUUUCUCUCUUUCGAAAAAUUAUUUUCRUGAACACAUUCGAGGUUUCUCUAUAUAUUGUAUAGAUAAAAAGUGUAUUUUACGACAUAAUUUGCUUUCAUAUAUGAUUAUAUGAUCGAUGAACAGAAUAUUACAAUCCAUCUUCUCGUGCUGAAAAUCGCUCACUCCUUCGCUUUGCUCAUUUUUUAGCAGUCGACAAAAGAUAAAAUACAAUACAAAAUAAAUAAUAUUAGCGCAAAUGACUGAUACCACAAUGAUAUCCAUGACAUUCUGAAAAUUCAAGCUGAGAAUGCCGAGAAAAGAAAAAGCUUUCUUGGUUUCAAUGCGAAGGCUAAACAUAGUCUUCGUCUUGUGGUACUAAGCCGAUUUCGAGCACUUUCGUCACUUGAGGGGAGGCAUUCUUGUGCGGCUCACCACUUUAUAGACAACUGGCAUGUGAUGCACUCUUAAAAGUGACCGCUUUCUGUCCUUARACUAAACUGAACAAUGAUGAGUUGGUUGAACACUAAAUUAUCAAAGAGUCAUCAAACAAUAGCUAGGGCUUCAAAGCGAGUAUUUUCCCAAGUAUAGUAUUGUUUUAAAGAAGCAAUUUUCCUUUCCAUGCCUUGUCUGCRGUUGAACGACUUGAACCGCGUUUGAAUUAAAGUCUUAGUAUACGGUUGUAAGUAAAUAUAUUUAAUAACCAUGUCAAGUUUUUAGCUAGAUGGACUGAAAGCUGACUUUUAGACACCAUUAUAGUUUUCACGACUCCCUCCACUCCCUAACCUGCAAUGUUGUUGUACGUGAUGUUAUCAUACUAAGGAAUGAUGAGAUGAUAAAGGUUAAAAUACAAGUCUAGGUUUAACUCACUAGGCAUUUUUUUGACCUUAUGAAGAAAUUAUCUUCUUGACAGUGAUAGUAUACACGAUAGGAUGUAUUUAUCACGAUAGCAUGUAUUUAUCUGAUGUUAAAAAAAGUUACUAAGAUUUAAAUAAGAUGUUAAGAUGGAUAUCAGAGAUACUUUGAAAGUAAAAUACUCAUUAGGCAAAACCAAAAAAUCGAAAUCGAAGUUAUAAAAAAAUCUCAUUUUCAUCAGCUCAACAUCAGCCAUUUGACCAUCUUUCUAGACUUAGCCACCCCCAUUUGUAGAGCCCACCACUUAACACUAGAGUGCUGUCGAGAGAAAAGGCGUUUUAUUUGACAAACGGKGUUGUGAUCCGUUGCUCCCUAAUGGACAUGUUACUCAAUUAUAAAGAUACAUUAUACGGUUCUUUAUAAGAUAACUCAAGUGAUUGCCAAAAAACAUAGAGCGGGCAAUAACAACUAAGUUCUCUGUUUAUUUCUUAGACUUGUGUGCCUUAAUUGCAAGUAUUUAUUGCAUUUUGACUCCGUGACUCAUGCAAUAAACUAAAUGCAACUAGUGACAAACUAUCGGCAGUACGAGCAAUACUUUUUGUCUGUAAAUCUGAGAAAAWUUCAAUUCACCGUUUAAUAAUGUUAAAAAAGGGAAAAUGUAUAUGGUAAAAUUACCACAAGAUUUCGACAGGUGAAAAAAAUGGCAAUUGCUUAUAUUAUUCAUCAAGAUAAAAUAAAAAAAUAAAAAAAAUAAAAAAUGUAAAAAGUUACUUAAAAUAAAAAUUGGUAAAUAACAACUUAAUCAAUAUAUAGGGUUUCCCUGUUUUAAACAAAAUAUUCGAGUAAACAAGCAAUAUAGUCGACAGGUGGUCGCUGUUGAACGUUAGCCCUAAUUGAAGUAAUGGAAGGAAAAGAAGCUGUUUCAAUAAUGCUCUAAAACGUAUGGCAGAUGAAAAGAACUUAUGCUCCUCCUUAAAUGUUAAAGUGGUUUUCAUUGAACCGUGAAACACACUUUAUAACCCUUUUAUUUGCACUUUUUUCUUUUUGAUUUGACUUUUAUACCUCGGCUAUUACACAUUUUUCAAGGGUCAAUUGGACUUUGUGAAAUUGAAAAGGUACUGACAGCAAGUAUGAAAAUAGACCACUUACCGAAAACUGAACCUCACCACAUGAAAGAAUAUACUACAGUWAGUGUUAUUUUGAGUUUGAGUCUAUUUGGUUGAAUACCCACCGGGCAGAAAUGUUUUUUGAAUUUGGAAAACAAAUUGAGAAAUGUUUUCGCGGGCGCAGCUCAAAAGCUCCAGACAGUUGUUGUUGUUGUAUUUUUACCCUUGCCGAUCUGCAAUUAUUUUAUCCAAAUACCCUAAAACUAUUGAGCUCCACUACCGUAAUUUUAGUAAUUUGCUCUUUCUUGUGAUCGGAUCCGUUUCUUGAUUACUUUAAAGUCAUCUUUUUAUCUAGUAAAGAAGUGAUCUAUCAACAAUUAAUAACAAAAGAACUGAUCACCCAAUAGUUGAGGUGACRGUUUUGGCGACCAUCUUGGACGAAUAGGCAAAGUUUCGAAARWUAACAAGGAUAGAGUGAGAAAUCGAUUUCAAAUAAUUCUCGCUGAACUCAAAUUUGGAAAGAAUUACAAAUUCCAAACGUUGGAUACUACAAAAAGGAGUUAACUGGCCAAAUUUGAAGGACGUACUUCAUCUAGGGAGCGAGUAAUAUAUUUUUAGUUCUCAAUACAUUUUUUUUUUAAAUUUGAUAACGAUUUCUCACUAUAUCCUUGUCAUUUUGCGACACUUUGCCUACCCCUCAGUAGGGGUGCCAAAACCAUCACUUCACUAUUCACUCCAGUAAGAUUUUCAUUUUCGUUCUUGAAUAAAUCGCUGUAUGCUGUAUGCUGUAAGCGAGUCAGAAAUUAAAGGGAAACAACCCMAAAAUUGUCCUUUUUUGAGCUUGUUUAUCUUUUUCCAACUAUCAGGAAAAAAAUUUCUAUUGGUAAAAAAAGUCAUUAAAUUUUGACACGACUUGACACUAUUUGUUCUGCAACACAUAUAUUGCCCUCUUUGGUUUUAAUUGCAAAACGCUUGGUCUGUUAUGUGAACAAAACUGGGUGUUGUGCCAUAAAUCUUGUUCCGAGCAAUGAAAUACUAUUAAUACUAUGGCUUUUUAAAAUGAAGGUUAAAAUAAUCUAGAGAAUAGUUUUAUUGUAAUAUUAACAAAGAGCAUUUUUAUUAAUCAUGAAUUUGUUAUAUAUUGUCGCUUUUACUAAUACUUGAUACAAAAUGUCUCUCUUUGUGGGAAUCCRAAAAACUAAAGAAAAGAGCAUGUCUAACUUAAGAGAAAUUAACGCAUUAUGCAUAGAUUUAGGKCUGCGAUAUUGAGAAAAUGGUCAGUGAAGUCAGGUAAUUAGUUUUUUCCCUUGAAAAUGGGUUCUAUUCAGAUUUAAUUCAUUUCUCUUUUCAUCUAUCUCUAUAUUUUUGAGACAUAAAAUGGUUGGUAYCUAGCCACCCCAACUAGACCCGGCGCUGUUCUACCAUGACUCAUAAUGAUCUUCAGCAUCGCAUUUCUAUUGUUAUGGUUAUUGAAAUUAAUAAUCAAAUGUAAACAUCGUUAUGACUGCGCUUGGGAUUCCUGUGGUAUUGUGCUUCCAAAAGGCGUGGUCUCAACGGGAAUUUAAACAUGGCGGACACAUUGUCAAUAUUUCAUGGAUAAAAACAGUCAAAAUACAAUUCCAUACAUAGUCGUGUUUACAUUUUCACGAAGACAUCAUUAAACAUCUUCCAGGUGAGCAAAUUACAAAAAAAAAAAAGAAGAAGAAAAAAAAAGGAAAUAGUAAAAAUAAUGAAACUUGAAAAACAAAGUUCAUAAUUAUCGUAUUGAAAGACAUACAAAUGAUGUUUGUAAUGAGAGUGUUUGUUGCAAUCCAUGGGUCUAAAACCAAAGGUCAUUACUUUGAUUACUUCUGCCUUCGGCAAUCAGCAUAUUUACACAGGAAAUAACUUAAACGACGUUUUGAGCGACUCUUUCACUCACCAUUGUUCUUGAUAAGACCAAUUAUCGGGUGAAUUUUUUAAUAUAGCAUUUGAUAUAUAAUAGCGCAAAGAGUGACACGCUUGAUAGCAUUGAAAUACCUCUGAUAAAAAAGUCCAGUUUGAAUUCUAGAACACAUUAUCAACAGAGUGGAAUGAAUCAUCGAAGAAAGUCACGCCGACUGUAGUUUUUCUUUAUAGCCGUUUAUGUACUUCCGGCUAUUUUGUCGAUAACACGAUCUAUGCAAAGCUAGUAAAGGAGUUGGCGAUUAUAUAUUAAGGUUUUUCGACCAACGGUGAAUUGUCGAAGGAAGUAAAGAAUAGUCGUAGACAAUUACCCAAUUGGGAGAAAGAAAGGCGAAAAGCGGAGUAACAUAGCAACGGCAGUCAACGAAAGGAAAAAGUCAUUUGUGCUCUGGAAAUCGUUGUCACCACCGCAGCAUAAAGGACUGACUGCUUAGUUUAUCCCACCACGAGCUUCAAUUAUAAAGUAUYCACUUGGAAAUUAAUGUCCUAAGGGAACUAAAAGCGAAAAUGAACGCUUUGUCGAAUUCUUCGUUAGAUAACGCAACUGCUGCGGCCAGGAAUACCUCCAUCAGUAUGGGGCAAGCACAUAGUAUUGCUGAGCUAAUUCCUAUUUUUGUCCCCCUCGGAAUUCUUGCAUUGUUAAUCAUUUUGACCAAUAUGUUUGUCAUAUAUCUGGUUCAGAAACAUGUCUAUUUACAGACAUCUACAAACUUCUCAUUGGCCAGCUUGGCAUGCUCUGAUUUCUUGGCGGGAUUUUUGGUCAUACCUCUGUUGAUAUCCGUCGCAGUGACGAGAGACCAAUGGCUGCUCAUGGCACUUGACUUAAGCAGCAGAUUCAUUGCUUUUUCUACGAUACUACAUCUCUCUGGUAUCGCAUUAGAGAGAUAUAUCCUUAUUGUCCAUAGAAUGAACACUGAAUUAAUGUCAAAGCGAUCUAUUAUGAUCAUUUUACCUUGCAUAUGGGUCUUUGCGCUUACAGUGACUUUAAUCCAACUUGCAUGGUUAGACUUUGAAGAUCCACAUCUAAUUCCCARAAAGCACCUUCAACUAGCAGAACCAAUUUACAAUAUCACAAGCAUAAUAACAUUGGUAGUUUUACCAUUGGUCGUUAUUAUAUAUGCGUAUGUCAGGAUAUAUAUAAUAGUACGAAGGCAGCAUCAUAGCGUCUCUAAACAAGAAGCACAGGUCGAUGAAAACGCCUCCAAACGAAAAAAGCGCCUUAAAAAGGAAAUACGCGCUAUUUUUAUCUAUGUUGGAAUGGUGCUAACAUACAUUUUAGGAUGGUUUUACUAUUUCACUCGGGGUUUUCUGGAAGACCUUCAAGUACUGCAGGGUACACAAAUCGCAACUGUCAUCCCAAAUUGGCUAAAUACCGUACUUAUGUUCGCUCGCUUUGCCACUUCUUUUGUGAACCCUGUCCUUUAUACAUUUUUCAAAAUGGAUUUCAUCAAAGCAGUUCGCUCGUUCAAACGAGGAAUUAAGUUUAAUCCUAAAAGCUGGAAAUACCACGCCCAAGGAGCAUCCGAUGCCUUGGGACUGAAAAUUUUAAGAGAUGGUCGACCAUUGGAGUCUAAUGGAAAUGCUUUCGGGUCACGGGUAGAAACAUCAUUUACCAUGAUAACACCGAAGAGAAACAGUAGCCGCUCACUUGAUUUACUAGAGUCCCUUUACAAAGACUAGUGAUCAUAUACACACGACUUUCAAAAAUGGCGCCAGUUCACGUCCGCUUAUAUUGGGGACUAGUGACGAAUCAUGGAAACGAGACCUCAAAGGCCUUCCAUCAAGAAAUCACUACGGAGAUCGUAUGUAGGCAGUGUCGAAAAGUUUGAAAGAUGCAUUGGUAUGUAAUUUAUAACAAAACACUCUUGCAAGGCACCAUGGAAGCUCACUAUACGGAGGCUGGCCUUUGAGACCUCGUUUUAGUGCUUCGUCCCCAGUGCCCUGCUCGACGACCGUGACCCAUCGCGCCAUUUUUGAAAGUCGUGAAUAGACUGGGAGAUUAGCAUCAUCAUUUUACAAGUAAARUCACAAUAGGAGCACUUCGAAAGCAAUCCUCUGUAAAAUAAAUGCAGACUUCUUUUCCCUUCAGCAAGUUUAAACACACAUUCCUAUGUUCAUCCUUGGCGAUGUCGUUGCAAUUCAUCUCCAAAUAGAGACUAAAUAGCACUGCAAGAGGGGAAAGGAGGUUGUAGUAACGCAAUCAUUGACGGUGACUCCACACAAUUUUGCAAAAGAUUCUUGGUGAAUACCUUGAUCAUAUCGGCUUUCGAAAGUCCCGUGCACAAUUCUCAAUGGAGUUGGAUCACGCAACAUAUACGGUAACACAAUUGCCUCAGCURAAAUCCAAUGGAUCGUAAAAAAAACAUGCUGGAAAAAUAUUUUUUGCUAAAUGUCAUGAUACUAAGCAUUGUGUCCUACCAGUAAUUUGCAUCCUCUUAAACUGACUAGGCACCCCAGCACUAAAAAAACCGAUUUAAUUAAUUACGUCGUAACCAACGGAAGACCAUAUUUUUACAGAGUAGAAAAAUAACGAAACUGCAGCUUUUAGAAAGCACGCCAUAUUCCUAUUUCAAAAAAGAUUGUCGGAUAAAAUGGCGAAUGCCAAUUGUCGAACGGUUAUUGCAUGACCGAAAGCAAAGGGUUUUACUAAUUGGCGAAAAAAUAACAACUGAUUUAUACUGUAAGAUAGUCUUUGAUGAACAUUGUUUUCAUUUAGUCUCCAUUUCUAUGCGAGUCGAAUCCAAUAAGUGAUAUUUUGUUUGUCAAAACAGUGUAGCCGUAGUCCUUUUCGGUCGUGCAUUCUCCCUUCGAUAAGGCGUUCUCCCAGACAACGGUUUUUGAAAUAGGUCGUAUAUCCAUUAGAUGAAAACAAAGUUUGCACUACAAAAGAUAAAUAUUUCACACUUUUAGUGAAGUCAAAAAACCCGUGAAUUACAUAUAUUAACACGCAUUUUAUAUGUCAUUAUCCUAUCGCAAGGUAAUAUACACCCGAAUAUAUCAUAAGCUAUUCAAAAUCUCAUCCCUGUAAAUAAGCAUUCUUACAAAAAGGGAGGAGGGAGGGGUGCUUUUCCCCUUCCUUUAACCUUUGCCGAUGUAUUUAGGAUCUCAAGUUCUCUAUAAAACAUAUUAAAUCUAUUCAAAAGCAUCGACUUCUGGUUGCAAACAUGAAAAUAAUAGCUUGUGUCACUUACUGUUUAGUAUAAGGUUUCAGUGACUUGAUAACACAGAAUCCUACACGGCAGUACAAUGGAAAUAGCAGCGGGUUUCCUCGAUUUUGUAUGGACAAUGUUCCACUGGUUUUAAACAGGCUUCCCAAUCCUGUUUAAGGUUAGGCAGAGACACAGACAGUAAUCCUUUGUCAAAAGACAACUGACUAGUAGGAAAAGCACCACAUGAGGUCCACAUGUGUUAUUCAAAAGGUAGUAUUGGCUAAAAAUCAUGUUAGAGUUUAAAAGUAAGGAAGAUUUAAAAUGCAUGCCUCUAAAAGUUUCAGCAUUUAUGUAUUCAACAAACCCGCAGAUAAAGUGGGACCUCGUGCUGUGUGGGUUCCUGACUCUGCCCCAAGUAUAUGGAUGUACAAAAGGUUUAUAGAUAAUCACGUUAGUUUAAUAAACGUUUCUUUCAAAAUUGCGUGAKUGUUUUUUACAACAAAUUAUGACUUUUGUCUAGAAUUGUAUCGCAUUUUUAAUCUUUCCAUAAGCAGAAGGUCUGGAACUAUAGGUUAUACCUCCUUCUCCUUAUCUGAUUUACUCGGACGUGCCUUUCCUCAGAGAGUACCCUGGAUUUUUAACCCCACUUCCUGAUAAUUAUUGAAUACCCUUAACUUUUAUCUAAAGUCCUAUUAACUGGAAUGGUUGACAUUUGUAAGAAGAAAAA
This is a messenger RNA of Exaiptasia diaphana, 8639 nucleotides long. Its product is annotated as trace amine-associated receptor 9-like. Gene Ontology annotation, biological process: G protein-coupled receptor signaling pathway. The transcript is spliced from 4 exons. Gene Ontology annotation, cellular component: membrane. Gene Ontology annotation, molecular function: G protein-coupled receptor activity. The record is from RefSeq and is a predicted model, not a curated record. NCBI's taxonomy places the organism in Eukaryota, Metazoa, Cnidaria, Anthozoa, Actiniaria, Aiptasiidae. Bases 5271 to 6443 code for a protein of 390 amino acids.